AUGACGAUAGAAGAAAUUUUUAAAAAAGCCGAAAAUAUGAUAGAAAAGGCAGACAGAGAAUUAGGUGAAAAAGAGAAGGUUUUGAAAGACUUGGAGGAUAAAAUAUCGAGAAGAGAGUGGGAGAAUGAAGAACAAAUGAAAAUUUGGGUAAACCUAUGUAUCGAGUUGAGGAAAGAUAGGAAUGAAUUGAACGAAAAAAGAGACAGAUGGGAGGUUGAGGUUUUGGAAGAAUGUAAAAAGAGACUACGAGAAGAAAAAGUGAAAGAAUUUACAUUCGACACAAAUGGUACUGUGGCUGUUAAGGCCGCAUUUUAUCAACAAGAGUAUAUUGACAGACAUGGAGUUCUUAGUUCGUUCUUUAAUCAUGUCAACGAUGCAUUGCAAAAAUGGGAUGCGAUAAAGUACCAUUCACCACUAAUAGCUUUAAUGCAGGCAUCAACUGUGGGAAAGUCAAAAAUGUUGUGGGCCGCAGGGGAGCAGGUCCAUAUGGUUUAUAUAAGUCUUCGACAGAAGGAAUCAUCUGUCAUGAAAUAUCUAGCAAAGUUUGAAGGUAGUAAAAAGGAGUGGCUUGAUGCACAUACUGGAGAUAAACAGAAAGAUGUCUGGGAUACUAUUGAAAAGGAUAUGAUCUACAUUCAAGAAACCAUCCGAAAAAGGAACCUAUCUGAUGAAGAAGGUCGAGUUUCUGUCAAAAUGAUGAUUGGGGAAUAUUGGAACUCCCUAAUCACCAAAUUACAUAACGAUCAGAAAUUAAAAGAGAAAUCAUUGGAAUUAGAUGAAAAUGAGAAAUCCGAAAGAAAAGUACUGCUGUUAUUUGUGCUUGAUGAAGCUAAAGUAUUGACUGAGAAAAAUUCAAAUUACAAUAAGACAGACUUCGAAUGUUUACGACAUGCACUAGCAGCUUUGCCUACUUAUGCAUCAGGUGGCCGUGCAUUCGGUAUCGUUACUGACACAGCAUCCAAGAUAUCAAAUUUUGCACCAGUUGCUCAUCAUGACAAUUCAUAUCGUGUUCAGAAGACCAAGAUGGCUUUAUACCCACCCUUUUAUCAAAUUGCCACAUUGGAUACCUUUAUGACAGAAGAUACGGAGCCAAAUACACUUAACCAAAUAGCAUCUCCACAAUACUUUUUUCGUUAUGGGCGACCUCUUUGGGGUGGAUUGCUCAAGGUUAAGGAUUCAAUUAUAGAUAAAUGUAUAUUAACUCCCGAAGGGAUACUAGAAAUAGCAAAAAGUAAAUUGAUUGGGGGUCUUGACCUUGAUGAUUGGAUCUUAAGAAAAAAGGAAAUUGAGAAAUUAUCGGUAUUGGAAUCAAUUGCCAUCCUUGGACCACGAUUAUGCAUUGAUGUUGUACCUCAAACUGAAUUGGCAUCAGAACUUGUUGCUAGUUAUAUGAGUCUAUGUUAUUAUAUAUCGGAUACUCGUGAAUCAGUGAUGACAUAUUAUCCAUCUGAUCCGGUAAUAGCAGAAGCAUCUGCUCAUUUAAUGAAUAGUAACAAUGGAAUCAAUUUGCAACUUCUUAUUGGCACACUUAUAAGUGCUCUUAGAGAAGGUCGUGAUGACGGUUAUUACUAA
This is a messenger RNA of Funneliformis geosporum, 1572 nucleotides long. The record is from the annotation of a GenBank genome assembly. NCBI's taxonomy places the organism in Eukaryota, Fungi, Glomeromycota, Glomeromycetes, Glomerales, Glomeraceae.